GCGGAAAAGCGAAAGAUGAGACGUCUCUCAGAAAUAAUCUCCGACUGGGAUCGACCAACCCGAACGUCACUCUCUCAUAUGUACUCCUAUGCUCGCCGUGAAAGUGUUUACAUUGCUAGGAAGAAGCUAGCAGGACUGAAAGAUUGGGCCCUCGAUCUUUUGGCUAAAUUGAAAUCCAAGCAGGGAAUGGCGAUCCGUCGAGAAGCUCGGGCCACCAAGCUUGUUGCUACCGUCAUGGUGGUUUUUCUCGUCUGCUGGCUGCCCUUCUUCACUUUAAACAUGAUUAAAAUUUACAAACUUAUCUACAACACCUGGCCUGUGGAUCUGGAAAUCUGGUUUCACUGGUUUACAGCGUUAGGAUACCUCAAUUCUUCACUAAAUUUUUUCAUCUACUCAACUAUCAAUCCUGUAAGAUUUGGGAGUUCAUGGAUUGACUCUCCAAACAUCAUUGUGGAAAGAAUAUUGCAGAAAUUUCGCCACUCAUUCCGAAGACUUCUAGGGUUUCGUAGAUCUAGGCGCCGAAAAGAAAAAUCGUGGAUGCUCCCACCUAGAGAAAGUAGC
Messenger RNA from Strongylus vulgaris, 561 nucleotides. Lineage: Eukaryota; Metazoa; Nematoda; Chromadorea; Rhabditida; Strongylidae. The record is from the annotation of a GenBank genome assembly.